This is a messenger RNA of Ylistrum balloti, 1320 nucleotides long. RefSeq lists its product as uncharacterized. NCBI's taxonomy places the organism in Eukaryota, Metazoa, Mollusca, Bivalvia, Pectinida, Pectinidae. The record is from RefSeq and is a predicted model, not a curated record. The transcript is spliced from 2 exons. Bases 1 to 1320 code for a protein of 439 amino acids.
AUGGAACAGUCUGUUGUUGUAAGCAGGUCACAUAUCGUACGCCAGGGUACGUUUGACACAGACUCGUCUAAAACCCUUCGCUCCAAAAGUGGGGCUAUAAAGAAGGGUUCGAUUUCUCUUCCGGUAAUAGAUGAUAAAUCUAUUGGAAUAUCACAAGUAGAAUAUAAAGGAGAAUCUGUUGAGUUAGUGAAAAAGCGAAAAAAGACUUCCGAGAAGUCAAAUGUAAAGACAAGAGAUCCCCAUCAAGGUGAAUAUAAAAGGGAGAUAAAUUCGCCUCGUGGGACGAUUGGCAAAUCCAAAGUCCGGGAACAGACAAAGCACGAAAACGAGCACCAGAGUGUUGAUGACAACAUUACACACACCGAAAAUAGAGAGAAACAAUUAAAGACAUCUUCAAAAAAGUCAUUAAAACAAUCUAACUCUGUUACAGCUGAAGUUAGUGAUACAGCAGAAAGAGAGAAAUAUAAGAAACCUCAAAACAAAAAUGUUCAAAACAACGAUAAAAGUAGCGAUAUAGAGCGAAGCAGUGUUGUGUCUAAACCAAAUUCUAAAGUAAAAGAGCCGGUAGAGAAUCACAGCACAGGUGAACAAAACGGACAAUCGCCCCACUUUAAACGCGAUUCUGCUAUACCAGACAAAAGUCGAACAUCAAGAAAUAUUGUGUCUUUAGACAAAAAUAAUCCUGUGGAAAAUGGUGACUCUAAAAGGAAAAGUAAAUCUGAUAAAAGAUCCAACACGUCACCACAAACAGAAGAAACCAACAUCAGGAUAAUUGGACAUAUAGAAGCUCAGAAGGACAGCCGAUCAUCGGAAAGUAAGAAAGGACUUACAACAGCGUCUCCGAAAGAGGUCGUUCAGAACGAUAGAUCUCCUGUGAAAUCAGAAAAAGGUGAUACCAAGGACCCCCUAAAAGGAAGUAAAAAUCAAUCUAAAGACUUUACGAAAAGUCCCGUCGAAGGAACUAAGUAUAUUGACAGUAACUCACACGAAAGUGCUGACAUAAAGGUGAACUACCGAGAAAACAAGACUGGUCUCCAGGAAUCGGAGGAUAGUUUUUCGAAACGGCAAAACGUCAAACCAACGAAAAAACGUUUUACCAAAGCUUCGGACGUAGUCGAGGAUACAGCAGUGACGCACGCGAGAAUUGGGGAAUCCCCACAACCAAAUACCGAUAAAAACCAAACUAACAAUCUGGAUCCUUCAGUAGCAUUAGGCGGGGUCGUGAACAAACCACCCCAAAGUACAUCAUUAGAGACAAGACGUGGAGAUACUACCAAAGAAGGCCUGUUGAACCAGUCACACAUCAAUCGAAAAAUUUAG